ACCAACAUUUUUAAAAAAUAAGGCGGAACAAGUGGACUGUGGCGGUGGGUUCGUGAUUUGAAAAGUCAAAGAAGAAGAAGAUGGUGGUGGUAGCGUUUGACUUUGAAGAAGAAAGCGUCGUCGCCGAUAGGCCUCGAAGACUUCUCUUCUAUUUAUAGCUUCUUUUCACCUUCGUUGAUAACAUUCAUUCAAACGACUAGGAGAACGCAAACAAAAUAAAUAUACAGAAAAAAAAAAUCAUCAACAAAAAAGGUUUAAAGGAAACGAUGUCUGUUGCCGUCUGCAGCUCGCCGGUUUUCUCCCCGUCCUCGUCUCUUUUCUGCAACAACAAGGCGUUGAACAUUUCUCCGGCGCAUCAAAACCUGACUCUGUCUCAUUCCCAUCUCACUGCUCUUGCUUCUUCUCCUUCGGCUGCGUCUCCCACUUCGCCGUUCUGCCUCCGUCUUCUUAAACCGCCGGUUAAUUCAGUGUUUGGUUCGGACUCUGGUCCCUUUGACCGCCAGCUGGGAGGCGUUCUGAAGAGGAAGCGACCUACGAGGCUAGACAUACCGGUGGCUCCCGUGGGUGUUGCAGCACCUAUCUCUGUGAAAGCAGAGACGACAAGGGAAGAAAGUGGAGAGGUGGAAAGGGAAGGUGAUGAGUUUUCAGUUUACUGCAAGAGAGGAAAAAGAGAAGCUAUGGAGGAUCGGUUCUCUGCCAUCACCAAUCUUGAAAGAGAUCCCAAACAGGCAAUUUUUGGAGUCUAUGAUGGUCAUGGAGGAUCAAGAGCGGCUGAGUUUGCGGCUAAGAACUUGUGUAAUAACAUUCUAGGAGAGAGAGGUAGUGAGAGGAACGAGUCAGAUAUUGAAGAAGCUGUGAAACGUGGUUACCUAACGACUGAUUCUGAGUUUCUCAAGGAGAAAGAUGUUAAGGGAGGAUCUUGCUGCGUCACGGCUCUGAUUAAAGAUGGGAAUCUCGUGGUGUCCAAUGCCGGUGACUGCCGUGCUGUUUUGAGCGUUGGAGGAUUCGCGGAGGCUCUGACUUCUGACCACCGCCCUUCGAGGGACGAUGAACGGAACAGAAUUGAAAGCUCGGGCGGUUAUGUUGAUACAUUUAACAGUGUUUGGAGAAUCCAAGGAUCUUUAGCGGUAUCUAGAGGAAUCGGAGAUGCGCAUCUCAAAAGAUGGGUGAUAUCUGAGCCAGAGACAAAGACUUUACGUAUCAACCCCCAACACGAGUUCUUGAUCUUAGCUUCAGACGGUCUGUGGGAAAAGGUUGGUAACCAGGAGGCAGUAGAUAUAGCUCGACCGUUCUGCAUGGGAACCGAUCAGAACCAAAAGCCAUUGCUAGCGUGUAAGAAGCUCGUUGACCUCUCUGUUUCACGAGGCUCCUUGGACGAUAUCAGUGUGAUGUUGAUUCCGUUACGCCGCUUCAUCUGACCAGUGGAGAUAUGUAGAGAUUAGAGAACACCUUAAGAAUGUUUAAACUUCAUUUGUCAUAUUAGUUAUUAGGGCACUCUGUGUAUAUUAACAUACCGUAUGUGCAUGAGUCUUAAUUGUUACGUAACA
This is a messenger RNA of Brassica napus (rape), 1547 nucleotides long. RefSeq names its product probable protein phosphatase 2C 2. The record is from RefSeq and is a predicted model, not a curated record. Bases 267 to 1418 code for a protein of 383 amino acids. Lineage: Eukaryota; Viridiplantae; Streptophyta; Magnoliopsida; Brassicales; Brassicaceae. Gene Ontology annotation, biological process: protein dephosphorylation. The transcript is spliced from 3 exons. Gene Ontology annotation, molecular function: protein serine/threonine phosphatase activity; cation binding.